Molecule: messenger RNA, 1543 nt
Organism: Cajanus cajan (pigeon pea)
Lineage: Eukaryota; Viridiplantae; Streptophyta; Magnoliopsida; Fabales; Fabaceae
Biological process (GO): RNA processing
Source: RefSeq, a predicted model, not a curated record
UGACGAAAUUUCCCACAAACGAAGCUCAUGGGCAAGAGAGGAGGGACCCAAAAAUUGGGGUCAGUGUCUCACACUGCAAUAUCAUCGAGGGAAGAAGCCACCGGAAGAAUACAAACCAAGGCAGCCUCUAACACCAAGUCCAAAUUGAGAUUUGAGCACUUGAAAAGCCUAGCACUGUGGGCCACCACCAAUGACCCUCUCAUACCCUCUUUGGCUGCAUUCUAUGGGCACCAAUACGCCACCUCUGGAGAGGCCACCGGAGUACCACCUGAUCCUUCUCUAAUGACUUGCCAAAGAUGUGAAACUGUUCUUCAACCUGGCUUUAAUUCAACUGUACGAAUUGAGAAGAAUAAAUCGAAGGUCAGGCACAAGCACAAGAAGACUGAUAACAUCACUCAAAACAACAUAGUGUACAAGUGCCAUUUUUGUUUGCAUCAGAAUCAGAAGAGAGGGACCCCUAAGGGACACGUAAAAGGAAUUUGUCCAUCAAAAGAUAAAUCAUUGUUAGAGUCAACACCUUCAUCAAAAUACAGUACAAAUGAAUCUUGUAAGAUUAAAUUAGAGAAAGGAACUGUAAGUAAAGAUGAAGUGAAUGAGAUAAAUGUGUUUCCUUCACAAGUUGUAGCUAAGGAUCUCACUCUUGUGGACUGUCUAGCUACUCCAUCAAGUACAAAUACAACAACUUUGUUAGAAGGAAAGAAGAGAAGGAGAGAUAGUUCCUUGUCCAAGAACGCUAUUAAAACUACAAACAUGUCUGCAAAAGAAGUAGCAAAUUCUGCGAAUGCAUCUAGCAAAAGACGAAGAAAAUCUUGGACUAGUUUAAAGGAAAUUGCUCAAAGCAACGCAUGAGAAAAGUCAAAUCGCAAAUCUAACAAUCCCAUUUCUUUUUAUAAGCAGCGAGUUUUCCUGUAUAUAUUAAAAAGUCAAAAAGCCAUCACAUUUGUCUACUCAGCAGCUACUGUGAAGCAGAUGUUACAAGAGAAAAAGUCUGCCUCAAUAAGACCACUAAACUUGCUACUGAGAAGGAUUGGCUGAGGAGGGAAUUGGAAAUAGCACAAAGUAAGCAUGGUGAUGCAGAAAUGGAGAGGCUCAAGACAAGACUGCUAGAAUUAGAGGCAUCCAGACAAGCAAAGCAGAAGGAUGCCAAGGCAUUGAAGCUGGCUGAGAUGAAUAGGAAAAACAGGUUUGAGAACUUCAAGAAUGCUUCUGAAUUGAAGCCGGUGAAUACAGGUUUGAAAGAAGGGGAGGCAGGUUAUGAUCCAUUUUCCAGGAGAUGGACUAGAUCAAGGAAUUACUAUGCUUCAAAACCUGGUGAAAAGGCUGCAGCUGCAAACAAUAGUGUCAAUGGCAUAUUCUGUGGUGGUCUUUCUGCACCUUUAGUUCUUUCAAACACAAGUAUUUGGAGCUGUCAUGUUUUAGUUUCAGCUUCAAGCAAAAGGGUCCAAAAUUUCUGAUUAGUUGUAACUCACUCUGUUUGCCUCUUUGCUCAUCUCUCUUAUCAUUUCCUCUAAUCUCUAAUAAAGUGGUGUAUUAAUGUAUGCAA